AUGAAUCACAAUGAAACAUGGAAACGUGGAAUUGUUCGUUCUAAACAUCAAGCUCCAAGAUCAUACAUUGUUGACACAGAGGAUGGUUCAACUUUAAGACGGAACCGAAGAGAUCUCAUCUACGCCAAAGAAGAUCCACCUAUAUGCGCAGCACCAGUAGAUGAUAGCACAGAUCAUUUUUCACCAUUAGAGGCAACACAACCACAAAGGUUGGAAUCCCCAAUUCACCCUCAGUGCAACAGUCCAACAGAUGACACCACACAGUCUUCCCAAGAAUCCAUCCUGAAGACACGGAGUAGUCGUUCAUCAAAACUCUUUUGCAAAAAUUACCCUGGAGCUGAUUGUGGCAGUGACCAUAACCCAGUUAUUUGUAGAAUCAAGAUAGAGUUAAAAAAAAUCAAGUGUGAAGUGGCCCAAAAAAAUUUGAAUUUUGUCACUCUGUCACAAAAUGAUGAGAUCAAGUAUAUCGUUUUCAGUUAUUGA
This is a messenger RNA of Helobdella robusta, 483 nucleotides long. RefSeq lists its product as hypothetical. The coding region runs from base 1 to 483 and encodes 160 amino acids. The transcript has 2 exons. The record is from RefSeq and is a predicted model, not a curated record. NCBI's taxonomy places the organism in Eukaryota, Metazoa, Annelida, Clitellata, Rhynchobdellida, Glossiphoniidae.